Molecule: messenger RNA, 3782 nt
Organism: Myxocyprinus asiaticus (Chinese sucker)
Lineage: Eukaryota; Metazoa; Chordata; Actinopteri; Cypriniformes; Catostomidae
Product: importin-13-like
Exons: 21
Coding region: 331-3192 (953 amino acids)
Biological process (GO): protein import into nucleus
Cellular component (GO): cytoplasm; nuclear membrane
Molecular function (GO): small GTPase binding
Source: RefSeq, a predicted model, not a curated record
GACACGAGCGGUAGUGGGUGAGCACACGAACUCCGAAACACCGGGACAGGACUGGACAGAUUCCAGUGGACUCAUAUAUGUGACAUAUGUUUACGUGGAUCGACCAUCAGUGAUAUUAAAUACAGUUUUUAACAUGUGUGUAAUAUGAGAAUGAAAGACAUGAGCUCGCGCGCACCGGCCUGAUCGCGCGCCGGGACGAACCGAACCGAAGUCACCGCACCGCGAUUUAUCAGCUUUUAUUUUUAUAUUAAUUUAAAGUUUUAUAGGAGAGGAGGUGAUACAUUGAGUUCAAGAGAGAGAGGGGAGUUGUGUUACAUAUCAAUAACAGAGAUGGAUCCGGACACAGCAGCAGACUUCACCGUGGAAAACGUGGAGAAGGCCCUACAUCAGCUUUAUUAUGAUCCCAACAUAGAGAAUAAGAAUCUGGCUCAGAAGUGGCUCAUGCAGGCUCAGGUGUCUCCUCAGGCCUGGCAGUUCUGUUGGGUUUUACUGAGACCAGAGAAGGUCCCGGAGAUCCAGUACUUCGGCGCUAGCGCCCUCCACACCAAAAUCUCCCGCUACUGGGGCGACAUCCCCGCCGAGCAGUAUGACUCGCUCAAAUCUCAGCUGUUUUCUCAGAUCACUUGCUUCGCAUCUGGCUCUAAGAUAGUCCUGACACGCCUGUGCGUGGCACUGGCGUCGCUCGCCCUGAACAUGAUGCCAGAGGCGUGGCCCGGGGCGGUGUCAGAAAUGGUGCGUAUGUUCCAGGAAGAGGGAGGUGAGGUGGACGGACGUGCCCGCUGUUUGGCCUUGCUGGAACUUCUCACCGUUCUUCCAGAAGAGUUCCAGACCAGUCGGCUACCGCAGCACCGUAAGGGACAGGUAAGGGGCGCUCUGGGCCGUGAGUGGUCGGCUGUUUACCCACUCCUGCAGCAACUGUUACGGCAGUCAGACUCGCCGGCGCUGGUGAAGGCCCGUGUGCUCAAGUGUCUUUCCAGUUGGGUUCUGCUGGAUGUUCCUCUGAACGAGAGCGAGGGAUUGGUGGAGGCCAGUUUCACGGCGCUAGCGGAUCCAGACCUGUUUGAUAUGGCCGUGGAGGCCAUCGUCAACACCAUCUCACAGCCCGACUCUCAGAGGUAUGUGAAUACGUUGCUAAAGCUGGUGCCGCAGGUUCUACAGCUGCAGGAACAGUUGCGAGAUGCUGUACAGAACGGAGAUAUGGAGACGACACACGGCAUCUGUCGAAUCGCCGUCUCUCUGGGAGAGAACCAUUCGAGAGCUCUGCUGGAGCAGGUGGAGCACUGGCAGAGUUUCCUGGCAUUGGUGAACAUGAUCAUGUUCUGUACGGGCAUCCCAGGGCACUACCCCGUCAACGAGACCACCAGCUCUCUCACACUCACAUUCUGGUACACACUACAGGAUGACAUCAUGUCGUUUGAGGCAGAGAAGCAGGCCGUGUAUCUGCAGGUCUACAGGCCCGUGUAUUUCCAGCUUGUAGAUGUUUUGCUCCAUAAAGCUCAGUUCCCUACAGAUGAGGAGUAUGCUUCCUGGUCAUCAGAUGAGAAAGAACAGUUCAGGAUCUACAGGGUGGACAUUUCAGACACGCUGAUGUAUGUCUAUGAGAUGCUGGGAGCUGAAUUACUCAGUAACCUGUACGACAAACUGGGACGAGUCCUUACCGACACAGAACAAACAACAUCAUGGCAGCACACAGAAGCACUGUUGUACGGAUUCCAGUCUAUUGCAGAAACAAUAGAUGUGAACUAUUCCGAUGUCAUACCCGGUCUGAUCGGCCUCAUCCCAAGAAUCAAUAUCAACAAUGUCCAGCUAGCCGACACGGUCAUGUUCACUAUCGGAGCGUUGGCAGAGUGGUUGGCGGAUCAUCCGGUGAUGUUGAGCAGUGUUCUGCCGCUGGUUUUGCAGGCAUUGGGAAAUCCAGACCUUUCAGUUUCCAGCGUCUCCACACUAAAGAAGAUCUGCAGAGAGUGCAAAUUUGACUUGCCCCCGUACGCCAGCAAUAUAGUCGCUGUGUCACAGGAAGUGCUGAUCAAACAGAUCCAUAAGACGAGUCAGUGUAUGUGGUUGAUGCAGGCUUUGGGUUUUCUGUUGUCCGCAUUACCCGUGGAGGAGAUCUUGAGGAACCUUCACUCUUUGAUCACCCCAUACAUUCAGCAGCUGGAGAAACUAGCAGGGGAGACGCCAAACCCCUCAAAUAAACUGGCCAUUAUCCAUAUCCUGGGUCUGCUGUCCAAUCUCUUCACCACGCUGGACAUCACCAAACAGGAGGAGUCAUCUGGAGAGAAUGCCCCACCUAUCAAAUCAGCUCCUCCGCAAACAGGACCCAACCCUGUGGUGGUGGUGCUACAGCAGGUGUUUGCUCUGAUACAGAUGGUACUCAGUAAAUGGCUCAAUGACUCACAGGUGGUGGAGGCGGUGUGUGCUAUCUUUGAGAAGUCAGUGAAAACUCUUCUGCAUGAAUUUACCCCCAUGGUGGCCCAGUUGAGUGAGAUGCUGGGGCAGAUGUACAGUACUAUACCACAAGCAUCUGCACUGGACUUAACACGCCAGAUGGUGCACAUAUUUGCCAGUGAAACAGAUCAUUUUCCUCCAAUCAAAGCACUGUUUGAACUGGUCACUUCUGUCACACUGACCAUCUUCCAGCAAGGGCCCAGGGAUCAUCCUGAUAUUGUUGAUUCAUUUAUGCAACUCCAAGCUCAGGCCCUCAAACGGAAGCCAGAUUUAUUCUUAUCAGAGAGUCUUGAUGUCAAAGCGGUUUUCCAUUGUGGAGUGCUGUCACUAAAAUUUCCUGAAGCUCCCACUGUCAAAUCUACUUGCCUUUUCUUUACGGAACUAAUACCGCACUGCGCAGACAUCCCUCGUGUUGGUCAGUUGGUGCAGGAAGACGGUAAACUCCUCCUGCUGGCCGUUCUGGAGGCUAUUGGAGGUCAGUCGUCUCGCAGUCUGAUGGAUCAGUUUGCAGAGGUGUUGUUUUGUCUGAAUAAACACUGUUUUGCUCUGCUGACGGUGUGGCUGAAAGAAGCUCUGCGCUCUCCGGGCUUCCCAUCCUCACGGGUCUCAGACGAGCAGAAAGACACUUUCAGCCAACAGGUGCUAAGAGAGCGAGUAAACAAGCGUCGAGUGAAGGACAUAGUGAAGGAGUUCACACUGGUGUGCCGCGGACUUCACGGAACGGAGUACGCCGCUGACUACUAAACCACGCUCGGACACGAAGUCCAAGACAACCCAAAACUACAAUUCCCAGAAGCCUUCACUGCAACGCAGUAGACGUGAAUGAUACAGUGCCAGAACUGUCAUAAAGAGGCGAGUGCAGCGACAGGCCUCGGGAUCAUCCUUCAACUCAUCCUCUCUCUCGCUCUCACUGGAUCAUUUUUGAGGUUCCUAUACGGCCAUCUGAAGAGCAAACACCCCUCCUCCUCCCCCCCACUGCAUCUCACGGCAUGUUGACUGAAAACGUUCUUUUAUUCUCCCAUGUUCAAGAUCUUCCGUGGCUCUUGGGCUGUUUCCUGUGAUAAUUUGCAUCCAUUCGAACCAAGAAAUGUUAGCUAAAUGUUUUAUUUUUUAUUUUAAAGAUACUGAAAUAAAGAAGCAUAUAUAUAUAUAAACACACACAUAUAUCUAAACAAAUGUAAUAAUCUAGUAAACUGUGGGUUGUUCUGCUAACAGAGAGAGGGACCAAUGCAGACUGAUGUCUCUCUGUGGCUUUAUUUAUCUCUAUCUCUAUCUGUCUAACCCCUCGCGCUCUUUUCUGCCAAAAUGUUGUGAACUUUUUUUUUUUUUUUUUU